Messenger RNA from Striga asiatica, 579 nucleotides. The record is from the annotation of a GenBank genome assembly. NCBI's taxonomy places the organism in Eukaryota, Viridiplantae, Streptophyta, Magnoliopsida, Lamiales, Orobanchaceae.
AUGGGGGAGCCCUUAUCUAAUGAUAUCCCACGGUAUGCUCUUGCGUCCACUGCUGCUAAUGAAGUUCCAGCUGUCAAUGUGGUUAUAGAAUAUGCUUCCUCCAUAAAAAGACGAAAGGCCCUGUUUCGCAGAGGAGGGAACUCAAGAGCUCACAGCAAGGUGUGGAAUCUCCAUCCUUUCAUCGAGCACCAUUCCUUUGAGAUAGAAAGGUCUUCUCACUCUAUUGGAUCAAUCCCUACUAGUCAAAAGCUCUUACCGAGCCACUCUUUGACUACUCCUUACCCUGAGGCCUUAAAGGGCGAAGUCGCUGAAGGGGGUCUAAAGGCCAAAGAGGCGCAGUUCUCUAUGAGGCUCCUACUGCUACUGCAGAGCAAAGGAAGAAAAGGUUCUAUCUAUUUAAGAAGGUCAACGGGGGAGACUAAAGUCGCUCUGACUGACACCAUCUACGAGAAAGGGAGGUCGUCUUUCUUUCCAGCCACCAUAGGGUUCGCCUUAAAGCUUUUAAGAGGGAGAAAGGGGGGAGGAGUGCUCUAUGCUUUGACGGUAGUUCUUGGCCUCGGAAGGACUUCGGACUUGUGA